Pestalotiopsis fici W106-1 is the source of this 1947-nucleotide messenger RNA. RefSeq names its product ATP-dependent DNA helicase II subunit 1. Gene Ontology annotation, biological process: cellular response to X-ray; telomere maintenance; double-strand break repair via nonhomologous end joining. Gene Ontology annotation, cellular component: Ku70:Ku80 complex; nucleus. Gene Ontology annotation, molecular function: double-stranded DNA binding; DNA helicase activity; damaged DNA binding. Lineage: Eukaryota; Fungi; Ascomycota; Sordariomycetes; Amphisphaeriales; Sporocadaceae. The coding region runs from base 1 to 1947 and encodes 648 amino acids. The record is from RefSeq and is a predicted model, not a curated record. The transcript has 3 exons.
AUGUCUGGCUACAACUACAAGCGCGAAGAGGACGAGGAGUCCGAGGAUGAGGCCAUCGAUGAAUCUUCCUACAAGGCGCAAAAGGAUGCGUUGAUUUUCGGCAUUGAGAUUAGCAAGUCCAUGCUGGAGCCGCCAGAGCCCUCGGAUGACAAAAAGGCUAGUAGCGACUGCGCUGCUAUAGCUGCCUUAAAGUCGGCAUACAAGAUUAUGCAGCAGCGUAUAAUUUCCAACCCCAAGGACCAGAUGGGCAUAAUUCUCUUCGGAACCCAAAAGUCAAAAUUCAUUGAAUAUGAAGGCAGGGUAACCACAGUCUCUUACCCGCAUUGCUAUGUGUAUCAGCCCUUGGAUGUCCCCUCCGCAGAGGAUGUCAAGAAAUUGCGGAGCCUUGUCGAGGAUGGAGAAGAUGAAGACGAGGUCCUGGUUCCUUCCACUACAGAACCCGUUGAGAUCAAGGAUCUCAUCAUUUGCGCCAACCAAAUAUUUACAACAAAAGCACCCAACUUUGGUUCGCGGCGGCUUUUCAUCAUCACUGACAAUGAUGACCCUCAUCCCGGCGACAAGUCCCUUGCCAACUCCGCGGCUACCCGGGCAAAUGAUUUGUACGAGCUAGGUGCCAGCAUCGAGAUUUUCCCCAUCGUUCAUGACGAUGCCAAAUUCGAUGCCACCAAGUUCUACGAUAGCAUUGUUCACAUCGAUACUACCUACGAAGCCAUAGACCCUACUCGCUUGAAUUCAACAAAGCUAGGAGAUCUGGACUCGUUGAUCAAGAAUAUCAACUCGAAGCAGACACCAAAGCGGGCAUAUUUUUCCAAGAUGAACUUUGAGCUUGGUCCAGGCAUGGUAAUUUCUGUCAAUGGUUACAAUAUCUUGCAGAAACAGUCGCCCGCAAGGUCCUGCUACGUCUGGCUUGAUGGAGAGAAGGCACAAUUUGCCACCAGCUCAACCACUCGCAUGGCAGAAGAUGAUUUAAGAAGUGUCGGCAAAGACGAGAUGAGGAGAGCCUACAAAUUUGGUGGCGAGCAUGUCUAUUUCAGCCCAGAGGAGCUGAAAGAUAUCAAGGAAUGGGGAGACCCGGUAAUUCGUAUCAUUGGUUUCAAGGAUCGAUCUCUCCUGGACUUCUGGAUGUCUCUCAAGAAGGGUAUUUUCAUUUACCCCAACGAAGCGGGUUAUGUUGGUUCAACCCGUGUUUUCUCGGCUCUGUGGCAGAAGCUGCUCAAGUCCCAGAAAAUAGGCAUUGCCUGGCAUGUUUCUCGAAAGAAUGGAAACCCGACUCUAGUGGCAAUCAUUCCAUCGAGAGGUCCCGACGACGAUAGCUCUGGCACACAGUAUCUACCGGCUGGUUUAUGGCUAUGCCCUAUCCCUUUUGCCGAUGAUGUUCGCCCCGCGCCAGAGACCAAAUUGGUUCGCGCGACGAGCCUGAUGAUCGAUGUGAUGAACAACAUCGUGCGAAACCUACAAUUGCCGGCAGCUAGAUACGACCCUUUUGCGUAUCCAAACCCGGCUCUCCAGUGGCACUACAGAAUACUGCAACUCUUGGCACUGGAUGAGGAAUACGACCCGGACAAGAUAAAGCCAGAAGACAAGACAAGGCCCAAGGUAAAACAGAUCCACAAGCGCGUCGGUGGCUAUAUGCAAGACUGGGCCAAGGCGGCUGACGAAGAGCUGUCCAAGUACGAAGAUCAGCAGGCUAUCAAGCGCGACCACGAUGCUGAAGACGAAGACGAACCUCGGCCAGCUAAAAGGCCGCGCAAGGCUGCCGACAAGCCUGCUAAUGGCGGUGACAGUUCUGCUGUCAACGAUGCUGCGUUGAGAAAGAUGGUUGAGAGCGGUGAAUUGUCAAAAUUAAAAGUCCCCGAACUGAAGGCUAUUCUCACCGCACGGGGCUUGGAUGUCAAGGGCAAGAAGGCGGACUUGAUUGAAAGACUCGAAGAGUGGGCCGAAAGCUAG